Molecule: messenger RNA, 1704 nt
Organism: Alternaria burnsii
Lineage: Eukaryota; Fungi; Ascomycota; Dothideomycetes; Pleosporales; Pleosporaceae
Product: plp-dependent transferase
Exons: 2
Coding region: 1-1704 (567 amino acids)
Biological process (GO): carboxylic acid metabolic process; sphingolipid catabolic process
Cellular component (GO): endoplasmic reticulum
Molecular function (GO): pyridoxal phosphate binding; sphinganine-1-phosphate aldolase activity
Source: RefSeq, a predicted model, not a curated record
AUGCCUGGCUCCUCGCGAUUGCCUGUCAGUCUACGCGAUACGUUCAAUGCGCGGAAGAGCUCCGCUAAUGGCCAGCUCGUCGCCCUGAACAUCGAUGUUCUGCGCAACGUCAUCUUCGUCCUCUUCCUCCUCCGCUGGACUCGCAUCACCUUCUACCAACUCAAAGGUCGCGGCAUCUUCGGCUCCAUCAGCGAUGCCUACAUCAGCAUCCGCCGCUACCUCUACGGCGUCUUCCUCCGACUGCCCGGUGUGCGCGACAAAGUACAAGCCCAAGUCUCUGAAUCUCUCCUGAAGCUCGAACGCAAGCUUGUUCCGAGCGGGCCCGGCGUCGAGCGCAUCACCAGUCUACCCGCUGAAGGAUGGAGCGAAGAAGAGGUGCGCAAGAAACUGGGCGAAUUGGCCGACAUGGAGCACACGCGAUGGGAAGACGGACGAGUCAGCGGCGCGGUAUACCACGGCGGGGACGAGCUGACCAGACUGCAAACCGAGGCGUUUGGCAAGUUCACCGUUGCGAACCCCAUCCACCCCGAUGUGUUCCCUGGUGUGAGGAAGAUGGAAGCCGAGAUCGUAGCCAUGGUGCUCUCCCUCUUCAACGCACCCGAAGACGCGGCCGGCGUGACUACCUCCGGCGGCACAGAAUCCAUCCUCAUGGCAUGUCUCUCUGCCCGCAACAAAGCCUACCACGAGCGCGGCGUCACAUCUCCCGAGAUGAUCUUGCCGGAAACCGCACACACAGCCUUCCGCAAGGCAUGCGAAUAUUUCAAGAUCAAAAUGCAUCUCGUGUCCUGCAAAGCCCCGUCUUACAAAGUCCACUUGCCCUCCGUCUCCCGGUUGAUCAAUCCAAAUACUGUGCUAUUGGUUGGCUCUGCCCCCAACUUCCCCCACGGCAUCAUCGACGACAUCUCCGGGCUGAGCAAACUCGCUGUCAAGAAGAAGAUUCCGCUGCACGUAGACUGUUGCUUGGGUUCCUUCAUCAUCCCCAUGCUACCCAAGGCAGGUUUCGACUUUGACCCUUUUGACUUCCGUCUCCCAGGCGUAACAAGCAUAUCCUGCGACACACACAAGUACGGGUUUGCGCCAAAGGGCAACUCGACGGUGCUGUACCGCUCCGAUAUCUACCGCAAAUACCAAUACUUCAUCUCGCCUGACUGGUCCGGCGGCGUCUACGCAUCGCCUUCCAUUGCCGGCUCUCGCCCCGGCGCUCUCAUUGCAGGGUGCUGGGCGUCGCUCGUCAAGCAAGGCAGCAACGGCUAUCUCGACGCCUGCCACAAGAUUGUCGGCGGCAUGAAGAAGAUUGAAUCGGCUAUCCGCGAGAACCCGCAACUAUCCCCUGAUUUAAAAAUCAUCGGACAGCCCAAAGUCUCCGUCGUGGCUUUCUUGUCCAACACGCUGGAUAUCUACGACAUUGCUGAUGGCAUGUCGAAUAAGGGCUGGCAUUUGAAUGCCCUGCAGAGUCCGCCCGCUAUCCAUGUCGCUGUUACCCUGCCGAUUGUCGCCGUUGUGGACAAGUUGAUUGAGGAUCUUGUCGAGGUUACAGAGGAGGUUAGGGAUGCGGAGCGCAAGCGUAUCGCCGAAGGAAAAGGCGCAAAGGGCGCUGUCAAGGGCGAUACCGCGGCGCUGUACGGUGUGGCGGGAAGCUUGCCCAAUAAGAGCGUCGUUGUCGAUUUGGCCAAGGGCUUUUUGGAUACGCUUUACAAGGCGUGA